CGCUAAAGUUCAAGCCGGUAGUUUGACGUUUUCCAACUUGGCAAAUGUCGUACUUGUCGAAAUUUGACUGUAAAUCGGCUAGAGUGAAAGGAUUAGCUUUCCAUCCUAAAAGGCCAUGGAUUCUAAGCAGCCUUCAUACAGGGAUUAUACAGUUAUGGGAUUAUCGCAGUUGUACACUUAUUGAGAAGUUUGAAGGGCAUGAGGGACCUGUCCGUGGCAUUGAUUUUCAUGCCAACCAACCCUUGUUUGUCUCUGGUGGUGAUGACUACAAAAUCAAAGUAUGGAACUACAAGCAAAGAAAGUGCUUAUUUAAUCUGACUGGUCACUUAGAUUACAUAAGGACUACAUUUUUCCAUAAGGAAUACCCGUGGAUCUUGAGUGCUUCAGAUGAUCAAACUAUUCGUAUUUGGAAUUGGCAGUCGCGAACUGUGGUAUCCAUCUUAACGGGACACAGCCACUAUGUUAUGUGUGCUCAGUUCCAUCCAAAAGAAGACCUUAUUGUGUCGGCGUCUCUAGACCAAACUGUGCGUGUUUGGGAUAUGUCAGGGUUAAGAAAGAAAAGUGUGGCUCCUUCUUCACUAUCGAAUUUAGAGGAUCAUGCCAGACAAUUUACUGGACAGUCUGGUCCUGGAGGUUCUGGCCCUAAUUUGUUUGGUCCGAGCCAUACCGAACUAUUCGGGACGACAGAAGUCAUUGUUCGACACGUUCUUGAAGGUCAUGAUCGUGGUGUGAAUUGGGUUGCUUUCCAUCCAACUUUGCCUAUAGUCGUGUCUGCAGCAGAUGAUCGUCUAAUAAAAAUAUGGAGAAUGACUGAGUCAAAAGCUUGGGAACUGGAUACUCUUCGAGGUCAUUACAAUAAUGUUAGCUGCGUCGUCUUUCAUCCUAGACAGGAUUUACUGCUUUCUGAUUCUGAGGACAAAGCCAUCAGAAUAUGGGAUUUAGCCAAGCGAACCUGCGUUUCUACCAUUCGUCGUGAUUCAGACAGAUUUUGGGUUUUGAAUGCACAUCCCAAACUAAAUGUGUUUGCUGCUGGCCAUGAUACAGGGUUUGUAGUUUUCAAACUGGAGCGUGAAAGACCCGCAUUUACAGUGUACAAAGAUUACAUGUUUUAUGUGAAACUCCCAUACCUUAGAAGAGUAGACUUUACUGCUACCAAAGAUGUUCCAGUCCUUCAACUUAGAGAAGGUCGUGGUCUGGCUGUUAGUGCUGGUUACAAUCCAAUCGAAAAUGCUAUGUUAAUUCUUAGUCGUCCACGUCAGAGUGAAAUGGGACCGUCGUCGAAUUUGUCCAUAACCAGUGGUACUAAUAUGGUUUAUGACCUCUACAUGCUGCCUCGAACAAUAGAUAACACUAGUACACAACCUGAACACGUUGAAAGUCGAUCAGGUACUGCAAUUGCAGUUGCUUGGAUUGGUCGAAAUAGAUUCGCAGUGCUAGAAAGUUCAGGAUCAAUAGUUAUCAAGAAUCUUGCUAAUGAAAAUGUCAAGAAGGUGUCUUUUUCUGGUGUUGAUCAGUUUUUCUACGCCGGGACUGGUAAUUUGUUGAUUCGUGAUUCAAAUGGAAUCAGUUUGUGUGAUGUUGCCAACAAACGCACUCUAGCCACACUGAAACAUACUAAAUUCAUUCGGCAUGUUAUCUGGUCCCCCGAUGGUCAAUACGUUGGAAUGUUUACUAAAUUAUAUCUUUACUUAUGCGAUCGACAUCUAGAAGUGAAGGCUAGCAUUCAUGAAACAGUUAGAAUUAAAAGUGGUGCCUGGGAAGAACAUGGAGUUUUUAUUUACACUACAAGCAAUCAUAUUAAAUAUUGUCUAUUGAAUGGUGAUUAUGGAAUUAUUCGAACGCUUGAAUUACCUGUUUACAUUACACGUAUUCGCGGCAAUUCAGUAUAUUGUUUGGAUCGUGACUGCUCUCCACUUGUGUUUACCAUAGAUCCAACAGAGUUCCGUUUCAAAUUGGCACUUGUUAAUCGUAGAUAUGAAGAGGUCCUACAUAUGGUUCGUAAUUCAAACCUUGUUGGUCAAGCCAUAAUCGGAUAUUUAGAAAAGAAGGGUUAUCCUGAAGUUGCAUUACAUUUCGUCAAAGAUACACGUACUAGAUUCUCAUUGGCUAUGGAUUGUGGUCAGUUAGAUGUUGGAUUAGAAGCUGCUCAAGCUUUGGAUGAUAAAGCUUGUUGGGAGAGACUUGGUGAAUUGGCAUUGAAACAAGGGAAACUGCAGAUGGUUGAAAUGACCUACCAACGUGUUAAGAAUUUUGAUAAACUCACAUUUUUGUAUUUAAUAACGGGAAAUUUGGAUAAAUUAAAAAAGAUGAUGAAGAUAGCUGAAAUUCGAAAGGACACCUCAAGUCACUACCAUAUUGCAUUGCUUUUGGGUGAUGUAGCUGAACGUGUGAAGUUGUUGCGCAACUGUGGGCAGAAACCACUCGCUUAUCUGACUGCAGCCACUCAUGGUCUCAAUCAAGAAGCUAAAGAGUUAGAAGAGCAACUUUCAUCAUUGUCUUUACAAUCAAUGCCAUCUGAAACAAACGCUUCGUUUUUACCGGAAAUUGAUCCAAAUGCUAGUCUUAUUAUCCCUCCACCUCCGAUCAUCCGAGCGGAUAAAGUUGCAGAAGGAAUGAAUGCUGAAACUGAUUGGCCUCUACUUAGUGUACAGCUUGAUUUCUUCGAAACUGCUAUUGCUCAGCGUAGAAAUGCUGCAUUGAAAUCCACAGAGAAAGGUGAUGAACAAGAUAGUAAACCAAUCGGACCGUCAGUGGCCGCUGCAAGCUUGCUUUUAGAUACAGAGGAUGUCCCAGAGGGAGCCUGGGGAAGAGAUGCAAAUCUUGAGCUUGACGAACCAGGGGAAUUCGAAGAUGCUCUGGAGGCUGGCGAUACCGCAGAUCUCUCUGGUAUUGGGGAUAAAAGUGCAGAUGCUGGUGGUUGGGAUAUUAAUGAUGCAGACCUAGAAUUACCAUCUGAUCUUCAAGGUACUGGAGCAAUUUCCGCAGCAAAGACUGAAAAUGCAUUUGUUGCUCCAUCACCUGGCCGACCUAAUAGUCAUCUAUGGAGUGAAAAUUCUAACUUACCAGCUGAUCAAAUAAUGGCCGGCAAUUGGGUAAAUGCUAUGCGACUUCUAAAUGCCCAGGUUGGAGUUGUUAAUUUUGAACCUUACAGAACACUUUUCAUGAAUUUGUAUAGUGCUUCCCGUUCAAUGGGUUUAGGCUUACCGUUAAUACCCUCUCAAUUUUUAUAUCCUCAGCGUAACUGGAAAAAGAUUUCACCAACAUCUGCUGCACCAGCUCCUGUAAUUAAUUUGAGUGAGCUCAUAACACGUCUGCAAACAGCUUAUCAAUUAACAACCAAAGGCAAAUUUCAAGAUGCAAUCAAUCGAUUCAGAACAAUCUUAUUAUCAGUGCCAUUAUUAGUUGUUCAUUCGCCAUCUGAAGAAGCUGAGGCAAAAAGCCUGAUCAAUAUAUGCAGGGAAUAUAUUGUUGGCUUGUCAAUGGAAAUGACACGUAAAUCUAUGCCCAAGGAUACGCUACCUGAUCAGAUUCGAAACGCUGAAUUAGCAUGUUACUUCACACAUUGCCGUUUGGAAACACCUCAUCUUAUUUUGACUUUAAGAACAGCCUUAAAUUUGUUGUAUAAACUUAAAAACUUCCGUUCUGCUGCUGCUAUGGCGAGACGAUUGCUAGACCUUGCUCCGUCAAUGGAUGUCGCUCAACAGACUCGUAAAAUUUUACAAGCAUGUGAAGUAGCAACGCCAAAUGAAGAUUCUCAUACCCUCAGUUAUGAUCCUUUAAAUCCCUUCGAAAUUUGUGCUGCCACUUAUGUUCCUAUUUAUAGAGGUAAAGAUUCGGUUCGUGAUCCUUUAAGUGGAGCUUAUUAUGUAUCAUCUAUGAAAGGUCAGCUUUGUCGUGUUACUGGGGUAACUGAAAUCGGCGCUGAACACCAAGGAUUAGUAAUUCGAUCUAGUCGUUCCUAAAACGAGUUCAAUCAGGAGACAAUACCUGUAGGAGGAUUAAUAAAUUAUGGUUCAUCAUUACAAUUAUUUUGUAUGAUGGGAAACUUUGGGGGGGGGGCUAUUCUAUGUGCUGUGAUUUUUCCUUUCUCUUUUACUUUUGUUUUGUCACUCUUUUAUCAGUAAUAAUAGUAAUAAAAAAAUGUGAAAUUACUUUUGUUUGGUACACUUAUCAAUAAUAAACAUAUACUUCUUGUUAA
Molecule: messenger RNA, 4198 nt
Organism: Trichobilharzia szidati
Lineage: Eukaryota; Metazoa; Platyhelminthes; Trematoda; Strigeidida; Schistosomatidae
Source: the annotation of a GenBank genome assembly